ACAUGGCGGCGUACGCUUCGCGCUUGACAACGGGACGAGUUUUAAGAUUUAUAUUAAAAGGGUCAUGUUGGUCGAAAGGCGUUUGCUGUGCUGUUAGAGGUUGUUCAACAUUAUCUCUGGGACAUUCAUCCCUGUCAGGACCUUGGGCUGCCCAUAGACACAGUGGACUGGUCAGCCACUAUGAAAGCCUGGUGCAGUCUGGGUCACUUCGAAAGGAUGCCCAGCAGAGAGCUGCACUUUUUCAAUUAGAACAGUUAAAUGGAGUGAUGGGAGCCUAUACCAACAUCCCUAUCUCUCUCCCUCAUCCUAAAGACUGUAUUUUAAAGAGUCAAUUCAACAAUGACUCAGAACUGGAGAAUAAAGGAAAGUCAAGGAGAAGGGGGGCAGACAGAAUAGUUUGCAGUCCAGAAGAAAUUGUGUCAAAGGAAAAAGGACAUGAUGCUAAUGACACAGAGGAGACCACUGCCACCAGCCACAAUAAUGAGCUACAGAGAGAUCUGGAAGUCAGUGCGAAGUCACACGCUGUCAUCCAAGGACGCUGUGCCUCACUGCUCAAAGAGCAUUCACCCAAAAAAAGAGAGUCUCCAAAGUCACCUCCUCCCCGUGGUUUCUAUAUUCAUGGUGAUGUUGGUACUGGAAAAACAAUGCUGAUGGAUCUUUUUUACUCAUUUGUGAAAAACAGCAGAAAAAAGAGGGUUCAUUUCAAUGCAUUCAUGUUAGAUGUUCAUAGAAGGAUCCACAAACUGAAACGGAGCCUGCCAAAUCGAAGAAUAGGUAAAAUGACAAUGUAUGACCCCAUCUUUCCGGUUGCCAUGGAGAUCGCUGAGGAAACCUGUCUCAUAUGCUUUGAUGAGUUUCAGGUGGUGGACAUAGCAGAUGCUAUGAUUCUGAAGCAGUUAUUUGAGGGGUUGUUCAAGUGUGGGGUCGUAGUUGUUGCCACCUCAAACCGACCACCUGAAGAACUGUACAAAAAUGGGCUUCAGAGGGCUGCUUUUGUGCCUUUCAUUGGUGUACUCAAGGAGCACUGUCAUGCAAUAAAUCUUGACACUGGAAUAGAUUACCGGACGAGAGAAAUGGAGCUUGCAGGAAGACUAUACUACAUAUCAAGUGAGCCUGAUGCUGAGAAUGCUGUCAAUACGCUAUUUGAGGAACUGGCUUACAGACAAAAUGAUGUAACCAGGCCAAGAGUGUUGAAUGUGCAGGGAAGAGAAGUAACCCUUAGCCGGACCUGUGGAACCAUCGCAGACUGCACCUUCCAAGAGUUGUGCGAGAGACCAUUGGGUGCUGGGGAUUAUAUAGAAAUCGCACGGCAGUUUGACACGGUCAUCAUACGGCAUGUUCCUCAACUUCGACUUGCGAUGAAGGACCAAGCCAGACGCCUCAUCACUCUCAUUGACAGCUUUUAUAACCAAAAGGUUAGAGUGGUAAUGUUGGCUGAUGCACCAUUAGACCGUCUCUUCAAUCAGGCACCGAUGACUGGAGAGGAGGCGAGAGAUCGCUUAAUGCUAGAUGAACUCGGCCUAACAGAUGAGGCCAGUGAGCGGUUGACACUGUUCACAGCAGAGGAGGAGAUUUUUUCUUCCCAGAGGACGCUGUCUCGACUCACAGAGAUGCAAACUGAACAAUAUUGGAUUGGUGGGGAUCGGAGUCAAAUGUAUACUAUAACUCCCCUGCUGUCAACUACCACUUAAUAACAGAACCCAGAUUAAACAUCUUUAUAUCACCCUUAUUAUGACCUCCCAAAACAUUUAGUACAGAUAUAUCACCAUAAAUAGAUGCAAACUUUAUGGAUUGUUUUAUUGCUUCCACAUCAUAAAAGCAAUUGGAAACAUCCAUAUGCUCACAGUUCUAUUAAUAUGCAAAUCUAAAGCACAGUUGCAUAGUUGUAGAGGGAUACACGUGGAAAAUGGGAAGAUGUCUAGCACCCUCUUGUGGAUUGUGCAAUUUGUGGUUUUAGUUUGGAAAAACAGAGUCCCAACAUUCAAGGAUAUAUGAGGGAAAUGGUAUUUAAAAUGUAAAGGCAAAAUAUAAAUAUAAUAUACAAAUGUGAAUUUCUGCUGUUAUGCUUGCUUACAGUAAAUUGUAGAAAUGGUUUAAUUAAGACAUCAUCUUGCACUUGUUUUGAAAAUGUUUAAUUCUAGACUGGAAAAUAAAAUGGUUGCAAUUAUUUUAAAUUCAUGUAUAUGUCUUCUUUGGACCAGCCUUGAUGACGAU
This is a messenger RNA of Xyrauchen texanus (razorback sucker), 2214 nucleotides long. It is a transcript of the gene afg1lb, whose product is annotated as AFG1 like ATPase b. The transcript is spliced from 14 exons. Gene Ontology annotation, molecular function: ATP hydrolysis activity; ATP binding. NCBI's taxonomy places the organism in Eukaryota, Metazoa, Chordata, Actinopteri, Cypriniformes, Catostomidae. Bases 3 to 1691 code for a protein of 562 amino acids. The record is from RefSeq and is a predicted model, not a curated record. Gene Ontology annotation, cellular component: mitochondrion; cytoplasm.